Messenger RNA from Ixodes scapularis (black-legged tick), 960 nucleotides. RefSeq lists its product as uncharacterized. The transcript has 2 exons. The coding region runs from base 1 to 960 and encodes 319 amino acids. Lineage: Eukaryota; Metazoa; Arthropoda; Arachnida; Ixodida; Ixodidae. Gene Ontology annotation, molecular function: nucleic acid binding; zinc ion binding. The record is from RefSeq and is a predicted model, not a curated record.
AUGGUGUGCGACCAGAACCCCGUGGCGAAAUGUGCCGCCGAAAGUGAUCGCGGUGAGAAGAAGUCAUCUCCACUGCACGUGAUACACAAGCCACGUGAGUCGUUGCUCAGCAGUCCGGAGCCGACGACCAACUACAAGGGCUUCGUCAGCUUCUGCGUCGUCAUUCUGUGGGAAACUUAUGUUGUUCGAGUUGAAGCCUACUUUGAAGGAAAUGCUAGUAUCGAAGACAAGAGGAGGCGCGCACUGUUGGUAGCCGCGCUCGGCUCCAGGCCGAUUGGAAUACUGUGCGGAAUAUGCGCGCCUCGAAGGGUCAACGAACUGACGUACAAGGAAGUUGUCGACAUCCUGGGUCGACACUACGUGCCCAAGCCUAACGAAAUAGCGGAAAGCUACAAGUUUUUCAAUCGUCAACAGCGGAAAGGCGAGUCGGUGCAAGACUUUAUCGUGAAACUGAGGAAAAUCGCUGAAAACUGCAAUUUCGAAGACAGCUUGGACCGCAUGCUGCGGGACCGCAUUGUUUGCGGGGUGCGGAACGAGACAGUCAAACGUCAACUACUGGCAAGGCGAGAACUGACUUUGGCAGAGGCAGAAGAUUUGGCGACCGCGGCAGAGGUAGCCACAAAGGAGGUAAAAAACAUGGAAAGCCAGGAAGUAAAAAACAUGGAAAGCCAGGAGGUGAAAAAUGAAGCGGAGCUACACAGAAUAGCCGGGAAGUCCCGAAAACAGUCAGUCCUGGAAAGGAGGUACAAUACAAGAAAAGAAGAAUGCGAGCGAUGCGGAAACAGUUCACAUGCACGAGACGCGUGUCGGCACAGAUUCGCCAGAUGUUUCCGAUGCGGCAGACAAGGCCAUUUCGCGAAGGAAUGUGGGGCGCAUCAUGACGUUGCAACUGCAGGACGACCAAGCUCGACGAUUGCAGCUGCGACGGCGUCAGAGGGCGAGGACCUGGACUUGGCAUAA